Messenger RNA from Coregonus clupeaformis (lake whitefish), 2030 nucleotides. Its product is annotated as succinate dehydrogenase [ubiquinone] cytochrome b small subunit B, mitochondrial-like. Gene Ontology annotation, molecular function: heme binding; ubiquinone binding. The record is from RefSeq and is a predicted model, not a curated record. Gene Ontology annotation, cellular component: mitochondrial envelope; membrane. The transcript has 4 exons. Gene Ontology annotation, biological process: tricarboxylic acid cycle; mitochondrial electron transport, succinate to ubiquinone. Lineage: Eukaryota; Metazoa; Chordata; Actinopteri; Salmoniformes; Salmonidae. Bases 49 to 525 code for a protein of 158 amino acids.
UCAACUACAUCCGGGUAAGAUUUGUGUGACCUUGGUUGGUUAAUCGUCAUGGCGGCCAUCGUCAGGAUAAGUUCUGUCUGCCAUAGAGGUGUCCAACCUCUGUUUUAUCGCAGCUCUCUCCUCGCACGACCCCUGGUCGCACAGCAAAAGGACCAAGACCGGCCCUACCCGUUGACAGCUAGGAUUCAUGGAUCCUCAUCUCUCUCUGCUGGCUCUGGGUCCAAAGCUGCCUCCCUGCAUUGGACAGGAGAGCGUGUGGUGAGCGUACUGCUGCUGUCCAUGGGGCCUGCUGCCUACUACUUCCCCGGCCCUGCUAUUGACUACUCGCUGGCUGCUAUCCUCACCCUGCAUGGCCACUGGGGGAUUUUACAAGUCUUAACGGACUAUGUUCAUGGAGAACCGAAGAUCAAGAUGGCCAACGCAGGCCUCUUCCUAUUGUCGACUGUCACCUUUGCCGGUCUCUGCUACUUCAACUACAACGAUGUAGGCAUUUGCAAAGCGGUGGCCCUAUUAUGGAGCAAAUGAAUGGACUGAGGUUUGGGAUGGGUGGCGUGGGCACUGGGACAUCAGCCAUCUUGUUCUGGUAUGAUUGUAAACAUUCAAGGGAUUAUAUGUAAAUUUCUAUAAAUAUAUAAUUUCACAAUAUUACAGUGAUUCACAAGUGUUGUAAUUCAUGUCGAGUCAGGCUUUUUUGGGGAGGGAAAAAAAUGAAUUUUUUGCAAGUUCUGGAGGUUUGUGUUGGGCGUCAACAGGUCUGUUUCUGGCAUGUUAAUGAUCUGCUCCUGUUGAUUUGUUGAUAUGGACUAAACUAAAUAUGUCGUCCUUCUGACCCCUACCAAACACGCAUACACAUGCUGCCGUGUUUGCUGCCGUUAGUUAAAUGUUAUACGGUUAACUUUUACCUGGGGCCUGUUAAAGAGGGUGCAAUUUUACAGAACGCUUCGAUAGAAAUGCAUUUUGUAGAACAGAUAUGGUAAUCUUAUGUAGAAAUGCAUUGGGAAAAAGACAAUUCCCUAUUCUAUCUUCCCCUCACUGAGUUCACUCCUGUUAUCAAACUAAUAGUCCAAACACUUGUGUAAUGCUUAUUAUCUGAGGAGGUAUCGACAGUGAUUUACAUAUUUGUCCUUAAUUUCAAAUCCAGUAUGGCAAAUGACUUAAUCUCUUCUGUAUAAUAAUAAUAAUGUAAGUCGCUCUGGAUAAGAGCGUCUGCUAAAUGACGUAAAUGUAAAUGUAAAUGUACUAACUUAAUUUAUUAUGUAGACAUUGCAUUUUUAUUUGUGGGAUAAUUGUGGUAUGUUUUGUGUCUGUCACCAAUCUGUAAAUACCAGCUAGUGCCCUUCAAGACCAUUGCAGUCAGAUUUGAUUGACAGGAGCAAAUGGGUGUGACCACUAGCAGUAUUUACAACCCCGUAGCCAUACUGUUCUGGACUUUAGGGGUCUGUUCAGAAGGGGUGUGAUGUUAUAAAACAUACAGAUAUGAUUUGUCAUGCAGAAUUGGGCAUCACCGCAGCUCUAUUCAUUUCAAACUGCAACAUUCUGAACAUUUCACCUCACUGAGCACAUCCCAAGUUGAGCAUGUAGAAGAGAAGCCAUUCUGAUCUGUACACCACUGUGCUUCCUCCUGUACCAGCCCUGUUUAAGUUCUCAGUCAAUAAUAUCCAAUGACAAUAUCCUGGUUUUGUAAUAAUGUGCAUAAUUUACUUACACAGCUGUGCCUGGCAUCACUCUUGCUUGAGUAUUUAGCAUAGUACACUGUGCAUGUUGUUGGCAGGAAUUUAACUUUCCAUUUAUCUUUUCAAGUGUAUGUAUGAACAGCUGCUAAGCGUCAACAAGUCAUGUACAGCUGGCAUCAAAUAUUAAGUCAAGUCAACAUAGAGAGUGCAAGCACUUGGUCAAAAUGGCAGAGCUUUAUUUUUGUACUGUUGGGAUUGUCGGCUGAAACAAGUAGUAGUUGUCAAUGUUAAAUAUCCAAGAAAGAUGAAGGUAUUGAUCGUUGUCCUCAUACUACUCAUAAAUGUCUGAAAGCUUAA